This is a messenger RNA of Tarenaya hassleriana, 2210 nucleotides long. Its product is annotated as protein sip5. The record is from RefSeq and is a predicted model, not a curated record. Gene Ontology annotation, cellular component: cytoplasm. The transcript has 10 exons. NCBI's taxonomy places the organism in Eukaryota, Viridiplantae, Streptophyta, Magnoliopsida, Brassicales, Cleomaceae. Bases 671 to 1882 code for a protein of 403 amino acids.
AGACACGCGCGAGGGAGGCGCGUGGUGAGGAAGAGAUGACGAUACUUUUCCUCGUCUCUUACUCCACCGUUUCUUCCCUUAACUUUGCUUCUCCACCUCCGCCAUCUCUCUCUCUAAACAUUUUCUGUCAAUUUUUUUUUAGAAGUAAUCAAACAGAAAAUACAAAUUCAGAUACAGACUUCUCGUCUUCUCUCUCUCUGUGAACACAUAUACACAAUAUAUAUAUAUACUCACGUCCACACACACAUACCACUGUCUGUCUCUCUCUACAGAAGAAAGUCCUGAUCGUGUCUCUUAUCGUUACCCAAACCUCUCGAUCUCGUUCCUUGUUUUCUUUUGCUUCCAGAUUCUGUCCACCGUUCUCUCUCCGUUUUCUCGAAGUUUUCAGGUUGAAGUUUCUUCUGCCGAGGACUGUUGCCAAUUCAAAGUCUGUACCUUUAUCGUAGAAAACAGGCUUGUCCGAAUACAAAGUCUCUUCAUCUGGUUCUCGAUAUGUUGCUGGUUUUGGGUGAAGGUGUCGGACUUAGGGUUCUUUCACGAAUUUGGUAAUCAUAGAAAGCAUUCGCUGUCGUUGUUAAUGGCGGUGUGAUAGACAUCUCUUCUGUUAAAACCUUGGAGAAUACGCACAGUAGAGGAGGGCAUAAGGGUGUCUCAUUUUUCAAGACUUGGGAUGGGUAAUAAACUCGGGAGGAAGAGGCAAGUGGUCGAUGAGAGGUACACAAGACCACAAGGGUUGUAUGCUAAUAAAGACGUCGACGUUAAAAAGCUCAAGAAACUUAUUUUAGAGUCUAAGCUUGCACCUUGCUAUCCUGGGGAUGAUGAGAGCGGCCAUGAUCUUGAAGAAUGUCCAAUCUGCUUUCUGUACUACCCGAGCCUCAAUAGAUCGAGAUGUUGCAUGAAAAGCAUCUGUACAGAGUGUUUUUUGCAGAUGAAGAACCCUAAUUCAGCUCGCCCUACUCAGUGCCCCUUUUGUAAAACAUCCAAUUAUGCUGUUGAAUAUCGAGGAGUAAAGACAAAGGAGGAAAAGGGCAUGGAACAAGUUGAAGAACAGCGGGUUAUAGAAGCUCAAAUACGGAUGAGACAGAAGGAACUUCAGGAUGAAGAAGAAAGAAUGCAAAAACAACUGGAAUCAUGUUCUUCUAGCACGAGUGCGGUGACUGCUGAGAUGGAAUAUGGUUCAGCUGCCGCUCCACCAUAUAAUUGUCUUGCGGAGGAUGGGGAACUUGUUUCUUGUCAGGAUGCAUCUGCUGCAUCAACAGACAGGCAACCACUGCAUCGGGGAAACAGGAAUGAUGAUUUUGAUGUUGAUCUUGAGGACAUAAUGGUCAUGGAAGCCAUAUGGCUCUCCAUCCAGGAAAACGGGAUGCACGGAAAUACAACGUGCGGUGAUCUCACCUCUUCUGCAGAGUAUGUAGCAGAAGAUCGUUACGUUUCACCAUCUAUGGCGCCUGUUGUUGGAUCAUCGUUACCGUCAUCUUCAUCUCCAUCUGGUGGGCUGGCUUGCGCAAUCGCGGCCCUUGCUGAACGCCAGCAGCCGCCCGGCAACAACAUCCAGAACGUGAAUGCCUCCUCGUACAACAUGCUUCCAGACAGCUGUACUGGCUAUUACAGCAACCUAGUACAGCAAGAGGUGGACGGUAACGCUGCCGAGGCGACAUGCCAUGUGUCGAUGAAUGUGGGGGAGGCAGGAACGAGCUAUGCAAGCUCUGACCUAACAGACGAUAGCGGCAGUGAGAUUGAGGGUUCAGGAAGCUUCCGGAAUCUUCCACCACCACCUCCUUUUCCAGAGAGUUUCGAGGAGCAGAUGAUGUUGGCCAUGGCGGUUUCUCUGGCAGAGGUCCAUGCCACGGCAAGUGCACCCACCGGAAUCACAUGGCAAUAAUGCAAAAACAAGAAAAAAAGGAACAGAGUCUCUCAUGGCCGGUUGUCUCCAAUAUGAAACACAACGUCUUGAACCCAUGAUCAGUUUUCUCUGUCUUCCCUUUGCUCUCAAAGCAUCUGGACCAAACCUUGAGGGAACUUGGGAGAAUUUGGUGUAUGCUGAACCUGAAAUGGUUCAGAGUCACUCUGAAUGGGUUAGAGAAUAAGAGUAAUAGUUGAGGAGCAAGAGCAGCUGCCAAACAUGUUUGUAUAAAAGUGAAGAUGGACUUGCCUCUCUCACACCUUUGGCUGUUUUUACUUUUAGGUAAACCAUUUCCGAUUUCGGUUCG